Sinocyclocheilus anshuiensis is the source of this 1252-nucleotide messenger RNA. Its product is annotated as protein yippee-like 1. The transcript has 5 exons. NCBI's taxonomy places the organism in Eukaryota, Metazoa, Chordata, Actinopteri, Cypriniformes, Cyprinidae. The record is from RefSeq and is a predicted model, not a curated record. The coding region runs from base 293 to 643 and encodes 116 amino acids.
CUGGGCUGUAUAUACAGAGCGCUGCUCUCGAGGCGCGUGGCGGCUGAAGAUACCUGCAAACUUUGUGUUGUGAGGAAUGAUCGCCUGCUAUUUUGCAUGAAGUUGCAGUUUUAAAGAGGGAGACAGCUCGACCAGCGCGAUACCUUUCCAUUCUAAGGUGUGCUCUCAUCUCUUCUUCUGAAGCUUCACCACGGCCCUCACCUGCGUGCUCCACUGUUUCUCCUGUGAGUCGUCCUGGGCUGAGUGGCCCUUCCUGUUGCGCCCCCGCGCCGUCUCUCCCGCCACGGUCGCCAUGACGCGCUCCAAAACCUUUCAGGCCUACCUGCCCAACUGCCAUCGCACCUACAGCUGCAUUCACUGCCGAGCACACCUGGCCAACCAUGAUGAGCUCAUCUCAAAGUCUUUUCAAGGGAGUCAAGGCAGGGCUUACCUCUUCAACUCGGUGGUGAAUGUGGGCUGCGGCCCGGCAGAGGAGAGGGUACUGCUGACCGGUCUUCACGCGGUGGCCGAUAUCUACUGUGAGAACUGUAAAACCACUCUGGGCUGGAAAUACGAGCAUGCCUUCGAAAGCAGUCAGAAAUACAAGGAGGGCAAAUUCAUCAUCGAGCUGGCCCACAUGAUCAAGGACAAUGGGUGGGAUUGAAAACCCUGAACUCCCCACGGCCCAUAACGCUGGAAAGAGACAUGCAGCAUAUGAAUAAUUAGUUUCAUUAUCUGGCUGUAACUACCUCCCUGGAAAUCUAUCUACCUGACACACACCUCUAAACCUUGAGGGUGUAAGGUUCAUAGCAGCAGCACUACCCAUUUCCUGUGUGUAUGUAUGAACGAAUGUGUGCCAGCAAGACACCAAGUGUUUCUAUUAUGUGUGAGUAUUUUCCUAUUCAAUUCAAGGGAGUGAGUGUGUGUGUGUGCAAAUCGAUGCACAAAAUGACGUUUGCUUUCCUCUGGGUUGCCCAUGUUCACAGUUUUUAUCCCACACUCAGGUUUAACUAAUGGCUGUAUCCAUGGUAAAGAAGGGUGAAAGACGAACCCAUUUAGCUCAUCUGAGGUGAAAACGUACUAAAACAGAAACGUUGUCCGUUUGUUUCCCUUUUCUUUUGUGUCUUUAUUUCCUCCAGUUUUGUCAUUUUCACUCGCAUGUUGUUUAUUUAUACAUGUAUUUAUUGAUCUGUUCGUUUUGGGACGUUACGUUUAUGGUAAACCGUAGCAACCACAGUGGUCUUACUUUGACCUCGUAUAGCGGAAGUAGCAA